Molecule: messenger RNA, 1852 nt
Organism: Oncorhynchus keta (chum salmon)
Lineage: Eukaryota; Metazoa; Chordata; Actinopteri; Salmoniformes; Salmonidae
Product: tRNA (adenine(58)-N(1))-methyltransferase non-catalytic subunit TRM6-like
Exons: 7
Coding region: 646-1521 (291 amino acids)
Biological process (GO): tRNA methylation
Cellular component (GO): nucleus; tRNA (m1A) methyltransferase complex
Source: RefSeq, a predicted model, not a curated record
UAGUCUUUCCAGCCUUUAGAUCAGUUAUAACCCCAUGUGAGAUUUUCCCUCUGUGCUCUCAGACUUACCUAUCAGAACCUAGAAAAUCCUAGCAUUUCUCUACCAUUGGCGGAUACGCUUUCCGAACAGCAAAUAAGCCAAUCAGAGCCGAGUACGGUGAGCGAUUGAUUUUUUUGCUAUUGGCUAAUCGUCCUGAAUGCUAAGGAAACGAAAAUUAGCACAUGGGUUAGAUAAUUCAAUAGGUGACCUCCAAAAAAUAAUUUAUUUCAGUACUUUACUGUUAUCUUUGGUGAUUAAAAACUCAUAUUAUUGGGUAAAAAUCAGAAUGUACUAUUCAGCUUGCUAUUAAGCAGGAAGAUAAGCUUUCUAAUGACGGACAAGGAAGAUGAUGACUCGCAGCACAGAGAGAAUGAGGGUGACUCCGUUGUACUGAAACGGGAGACAUCUAACGUUACAAAGCUGCGGAUUCAAAAGCAAAAGUUAGUCGUUACACAACUGUGCUCAUGCACAAUCACAUUAUCUAUUGGUGGCAUUAGCUAACAAUGCUUGACAGUCACGUCAAAUAUUUGCCUGUACUACCAACAUGCAAGCUAUGCCUUGUUGAUUAGUAUUGCACUCUUGCCAUUAUUGCUUUGUGGGUUCUGAAUGUCUUGUUCUGUUCCCUCCAGGUAUGAGAACAUUGUGAUGGUCCUAAGGCCCUCUUGUUGUGUCCUGGCUAUGAUGUAUCACGGCAGAGAACCAGGGAAGAUAUGCUGCCUGCGGUACGACACCCUAGCCCAGAUGUUAACUCUGGGCAAAAUCCAUAAAGGCAGUAAGGUGCUGGUGUUUGAGACCUGUGCUGGACUGGUGCUGGGGGCCAACAUGGAGAGGAUGGGAGGCUAUGGGUCAGUGAUGCAGAUGUACCCAGGAGGAGGCCCUGCGAAGGCGGGGGCAGAGAGCUUUGGCUUCCACGAUAUGCUCCAUGAGCUUCCCAUCUGUCAUGUCAACGCACUGCUGGCAGGGACACUGGACACGGAGGCUAAAGACAUAGACGUGGAGAAAGCAGAAGGCAAUGGGGGCAGCCCAGACACAGAGGACCAGAGCAUGGAGACUAGUACCAGUACAGACCCUGCCGAGGACAAGGAGAGAGAGGAGAGGGAGAAACGGAGAGAGAUCAGAGCCCAGGAGAAGAUGGAGAAGAGGAAGAAACGGCUGCUGCAGGCGGAGGGUAGGAACGCUGACGGGUUGGUGAUAGCCAGCCGGUUCAAACCCUGUCCAGUUCUACUGGGCCUCAUCAAGUUCCUCGCCCCCUCCAGACCCUUUGCAGUGUACUCUCAAUAUAAAGAGGUGUUGCCUAACAGGACGCACCCUGUGCUGCUGAUGAGUGGGGGCGGGGCUUACCUCCUCUCCGGGAUGACCGUUACUACAGAUACAACUAAAGCAAAGACAGGCUCAACUACAGCAGAAGAGCUGGCCCCAAAGAGACGAACUCAGAGACCACAGAGGGAUGACACUAUUGAGGGAGGCCCAGAGUUUGUCUAAUUUAAAUCAUUGAUGACUUGAUUUACAUGUACUUGUGGAGGUGGGGAUAGAAUCACUGAAGUGUCUCUCCCUCCUGCUACCAGUUCUAAACGAUCAUGGUUGUUAUUCAGCCCUGGAGCUGCUCUCCAAAGCUCUAAGCUCCCAAAUGUAGCAUUUUGUUUGUAUUUUAUACUCUUUUAGCAGAAAAUGCCAUGAUGUAAAGCAGCCAUUUGCUAUCACAGCCUCCUUACUGUGCUGCAUUAGUGGGAAUAUCAAUAAAUACAGUACUGUUAAAAUACUAUUACUCUUGAUAACCAACUGUGUUGCUGAGGUAUUAAAACCUUGAGAUACG